AUGCCUGCACCCGUUCAGCAACCUCGGACCCUAUACGACAAGAUCUGGGACGAUCACGUAGUCGAUGUUCAGGAUGACGGGCUAGCUCUGAUCUAUAUAGAUAGGCACUUGGUGCACGAGGUAACCAGCCCUCAAGCAUUCGAGGGAUUACGCAACGCGGGCCGCGGCGUUCGUCGCCCCGACUGCACUCUCGCGACCGUGGAUCACAAUAUCCCCACUGUUUCCCGCAAAAACUUUACCUCGGUAGAUUCAUUCAUUGAGCAGCCGGAUUCGAGGGCGCAAUGUCAAGCACUAGAAGAGAAUGUUAAAGAGUUCGGUUUGACAUACUUUGGAAUGACCGACAGACGACAAGGAAUUGUACACGUUAUUGGGCCUGAACAAGGUUUCACUCUUCCUGGAAUCACUUGCGUGUGCGGUGACUCCCAUACUUCGACACAUGGAGCGUUCGGCUCUCUAGCAUUCGGCAUUGGAACUUCGGAAGUCGAGCACGUUCUGGCCACCCAGACACUGCUCCAAAAGAAGGGCAAAAACAUGCGAAUCAGCGUGGAGGGCACUCUACUCGAGGGUGUCACGUCCAAAGACGUGAUCCUGCAUAUAAUCGGUGUCAUCGGAACAGCAGGUGGCACAGGCUGCGUUGUUGAGUACGCCGGGAGCGUUAUUCGCGGGUUCAGCAUGGAGGCCAGGAUGAGCAUGUGCAACAUGAGUAUCGAGGGGGGUGCUCGCGCAGGCAUGAUUGCACCAGAUGAGGUGACGUUCAACUACCUACGCGGCCGGCCCCUCACGCCAAAGGGCGAGGCAUGGGACCGUGCCGAGGCGUACUGGCGCACCCUCCACUCUGACGAGGGCGCGAAGUUCGACAUUGAGGUGAACAUCCGUGCCGAGGACAUUCUCCCGACGGUCACCUGGGGCACCUCGCCGCAGGACGUCGUCGCGAUCACGGGUGCAGUGCCAGACCCAGCCAAAUUCGCAGAUCAGAAAAAGCGCGAGGCCGUCGAGCGGUCGCUGAAAUAUAUGGGCCUUACGCCGAACACGCCGAUGCAGGAUAUCAAGAUCGAUAAGGUAUUCAUUGGGUCGUGCACAAACAGCCGCAUCGAAGACUUGCGCUCUGCAGCACGGGUCGUCCUUGCAGCAGGUCCGGAAGCCAAGGUUGCCGAGGGUGUCGUCGCAAUGGUUGUGCCUGGUUCGGGGCUGGUGAAGCAACACGCAGAGGCCGAAGGCCUUGACGCUGUCUUCAAGCGCGCAGGUUUUGACUGGCGAGAGGCAGGUUGUUCGAUGUGCCUGGGGAUGAACCCGGACAAGCUCGAGCCAGAGGAGCGGUGUGCGAGUACGAGUAACCGUAACUUCGAAGGUCGUCAGGGCCCUCGUGGCCGCACGCACUUAGUCAGCCCCGCGAUGGCAGCGGCAGCAGCUAUGACAGGCAAGCUGACAGACGUGCGCAAGUACCUUGUUGCGGGAACGGAGUCGGGUCCCAAGCUGAAGCUCGCAAAUGCCCUGGAAUUUUUGACGGACGCUGUGCUUGCGUCGCCGGAGCCCGAGGCACCUGCUAAGACUGCGCAGUCCACGUCCGACAAGCCCCUUCCUGCGGCGGAGGCGCCCUCAAGUGUUGCCCCGUUGAAGAUCGUGAAGGGCAUUGUCACGCCGCUGCAUAUCGAGAACGUCGACACGGAUAUGAUCAUUCCCUCGAAGUUCUUGAAGACGCUCAAGCGUACUGGCCUCGCAAAUGCAUUGUUCUACCCCCUGCGGUGGCACCCACAGACUGGCGAGAAGACUGACUUCAUCCUCAACCGGGAGCCGUACACGCGAUCGAAGAUCCUCGUGUGCGACGGCCCGAAUUUUGGCUGCGGCAGUUCGCGUGAGCACGCACCCUGGGCUUUGAAGGACUUUGGUAUCCUGGUCGUGAUCGCGCCGAGCUUCGGAGAUAUCUUCCGCAACAACUGCAUGCAGAACGGCAUGCUGCCGAUCGUGCUCUCAGAGGCUGAGUGUCGUGCGCUGGCAGAGGACGCUGAAGCAAGACAGGAGCUCGAGGUCGAUCUCGAGAAGCAGGAGAUUCGACGCGCGGGCGGGAAGCCCACGGUUGCCUUCACCGUAGACCCGUUCCGCCGGCACUGCUUGCUAAAUGGCUUGGACGAUAUUGCGCUGACGCUGCAGAAGGUGGGUGGUAUCGAGGAGUUUGAGAAGCGGAGGAGCGAGAACUGGCCGUGGUUGGACGGAUUUGGAUACAAGGGAACGAAAAUUCCGGUCGCUAUCGAGCGGAAAGUCAAGCAGAUGGAGUGGCACGUCCCGCUUCCCGUGUCUUCGCCCGCUCUGUUAUCUCACAGACUCCGCCUCUUUUCCUCAGCGCAUCAUCUACGCCCAAAGGUCGUCCGCCGCGACACCGACAACAUACUCUCCUAUUACCAGUCUGAACAUGCCGGGCGUGCCUACUUGGCCUCCGAUGCUGGUAGUCCUCCAUCAAUCAUGAGAACAGCAUCGUCCACCUCAAACUCGUCCGAGUACUCUUCAGAGUCUCCUGAUGCCAUUGCUGAGAGCCGACCGUAUGCGCCAGCCACCGACUCAGGGGUCGCGGGCCACACCAGACGGCCUAGUGUGCCCUCCGAGGGCGGUGCGGACAGACGCCGUGUUGCGAUUGUUGAGUUGGAUUCAGCCCUCCCUCAAUCACUGACUCGCAAAGGGAGCGAAAACAAGAGGCCGCCUACCAUCGAGAGCGGCUCUGCAUCGCUGGGCUCGACCAUUUUGGCUAGACGGGGUCUGCAUGUCGAGGGCCUUGCGCUGGUAGCACCUCCCGACGCUUCCCCGAGAACAUAUACAAAUCUGACACCUCCGUCCACUGCGCCUCUCACUGACCGCACUGUGCCCAACGUGCAAGCACAGUCUGCCGCACACCAGCGUUCGAUGUCCGAGGCAGUCGUGGCAGCAGACUCCGCAAAGCCGCGGCACCAGCACAAGUCAUCGAGGGAUGUCGGGAUUGUGGGGGUGACGAGGGUGCCAUCAGUGUCGAAGCGAGGGGGGCGGGAAGAGGGUACGACGCUGAACGUUCCCACCUUUCAGUCCGCCAUCGAUCCACGGUCGCCGUCGGCAAGCAGGACCCCUGGCGCCGCCCAAGCGAGCUAUGCAACUCAGCCACAGACCGCCGCAUCAACCACCCUCCGCUCUCCAAAUCCAGAUGGUCGCGACCACAAGGUCGUAACGCCUGCAAUUGGCGAGUCCAAGGAUAUCUCUCAGCCAGUUGUUGGCCCCGUAGUCGUAGGCAUUUCCUCAAACCUCAUGCGACGAGACACCCCUCGCGACGCCUCUCACAUAGCAACCUCCAGCGUGUCUAGUCCUGGGGACGUCUUUGCCUCCAGGCAAGCUCCAUAUGAUCACCAUUCCCGUUCAUCACGCACAGAAACCCCAUUUCGGUACUAUGAUCCCGAGUUGCAUGCUACUGCUGGCCCUCUUCCUCCACCGCCCGCAUUCGACCCAAUCGUCCGUGUUACGUCCGCUACUCCCGCUCCACCGCGUCCUCCUCGAGCAUUCGGUCAUGUUCCACCCGCCGGCCCUAGACAAGAUAUACAUGCCCUCCGAGAUGCGCUACAGCUGCCAAAAUCUGUCUCCGCUGCGUUGGCUUCAAUGCCACCUCCGAUGUCCCCCAAGCGCUCGGUGCCCACUCUUUCUAGAGACUCGUCGCGCACCCGAGAGGAAAUACACGACGACGCUGGACCAUCGCGAUCACUGUCGAAAAAGUCUAUGCACGUCAGGGAAGGCGCGCAUCCUCCGUCGGCCGUAAUCGGCUCCCCUACGCUCGCAUCCGACGAGUCUGUCAUGCUUCGUGGUCGAGACAAGGAUUCACGGACACCUGUGUCCGCUGACGAUGGUUCAGCCUCGUUGGCGAGAAGCGCUUCGCCCAACGAGGAGAGCACGUCUAGCGAGACUGGUGGCGUAUCAUCUCCUCCCACCGACCACUCUCACUCUCUCCAUGCGGUAAGGUCGGCAAUAGACUUACGACGAGAAAAUAGCUGGGUCAGCCUCCGGCAGGAGGAGGUUAGUCGUGAAGUUGCACCUGACCGGGCCUCAUAUCUCUCCGCGUCAAAAUCGCCCGCGUCCUCAGUGUCUGCGCUGUCGCCUACACCGCCUCCAAAAAGCAUUCGAGGCUCGCCCACGAAUGAGCAACCACUGCCAUCAGUGCACCCUUACGCAUCAGGUUCGGGCUCGGGUUCUGGAUCGAAUACGAGCACCAACCCCUUCAGAGGCGCCCUUACGAACCUCAAGCGGUUUUCGGCGUUGCCGCGAACUCCAUCUUUCACAUCAUCUGCUGCGAAGAAUCCCUCUCCACCCUCUACGCGACAUUCACGAACGCCGUCACCGCAGAUUGUAGUCCCCCCACCGCGAAGACCACGUCCACCACGAGAAAUAUCUUCUUGGCCAGACGCAAUGGAAUUCAAAGAUAUUGUUGCCCGCAAGAAUCCCCUUGCGCGUUCGAUUGGAUAUGCGGAGCGAAUCAACGAGCUGGUCACAUAUGAUUGUGGGUUGGCGGAUUGGGUGCAGAUGCAGCGGCGACAGGCGACUUCGAGAGCGCGGUCGAGCGCAGUGAAGCUGACCGUGACACCAGCAACGCCGUCUGGUAAACCGCACGCGCCACAGCCCCGUCACGCGUCUCGCGGGUCGAAUGCCUCCGAGCAGACAUUCCCCACGCGGCCCGACGCAUACAGCGCGACAGAUCUGUCGACACGGCCCAUCGACGUCAUCCCAAAUACCCCUCCCCCGUCGCUCCCUUAUCCAUCGUUGGCCCAGGCGAGAAGCCCGGCGCGCUCAUCAACGCUGUUGAUGACCUCGUCGCGGUCGCUUUUGCCCCUCUCCGGGAACAAGAACUCCGGGGGUGGUUUCUUCUCGUCCAUCGGCAGGAAGACGAGCACGAAGAAGGAUCGCUCGCCGGUGUCGCCGUCUCGCGUACUAUCCAAGCGCAAUGCCACGACGAGCACGACGACCCGCCCCGCUGUGCUGCAGGCCGCCACGGCGCCGACAGUCCCGGGGGGUCCACGCGCGGUGCCCGGACGGAUACAGCGCGCGCAGACGUUCUCCGCGUCUGCCAGCCCGUCCCCGAAGGAGCCCUCGCCGCCGCCCCCCGCGCCGAGCGCGCCGCCACCGGGCCGCCAGAGUGCUGCUGGGCGCCGACCGUCCCUCUUUGCCCGCGCGCGAGGGCAGGGCGCCCCGCCGCAGGUGCAGCCACAGGCGCGCACGUCGCACACUGCUCGGCCACCUGGCCCCCCGGAUCCCGACUUUGAGCGGCAGGUAGACAAGCUUGCUGAUCUGCUGCCGCACGCGGAGAGGGGUGUCCUCGCGGGCUACCUGCGCCGCGCGGGGCAGGACAUCCUCGCCAUCGGGCAGUAUCUCGACGACGAGAAGAACGGUGCGGUGCGGCGCUACUAG
Molecule: messenger RNA, 5406 nt
Organism: Fibroporia radiculosa
Lineage: Eukaryota; Fungi; Basidiomycota; Agaricomycetes; Polyporales; Fibroporiaceae
Exons: 12
Coding region: 1-5406 (1801 amino acids)
Biological process (GO): L-leucine biosynthetic process
Cellular component (GO): 3-isopropylmalate dehydratase complex
Molecular function (GO): 4 iron, 4 sulfur cluster binding; 3-isopropylmalate dehydratase activity
Source: RefSeq, a predicted model, not a curated record